Messenger RNA from Staurois parvus, 498 nucleotides. Lineage: Eukaryota; Metazoa; Chordata; Amphibia; Anura; Ranidae. The record is from the annotation of a GenBank genome assembly.
UCGGCUCUACUGUGCAGAAGAACCUGCUCCUCAGUCCUACCUGUUCCUUGUCUGCAGUCUUUGGUCAUCUCCUGUACUAUGUCCGCAGUCUCUGGUCAUCUCCUAUACUAUGUCUGCAGCCUCUGGUCAUCUCCUGUAUUAUGUUCGCAGCCUCUCGUCAUCUCCUGUACUAUGUCCGCAGCCUCUGGUCACCUCCUGUACUAUGUCCGCAGCCUCUGGUCAUCUCCUGUAGUAUGUCCGCAGCCUCUGGUCAUCUCCUGUAGUAUGUCCGCAGCCUCUGGUCAUCUCCUGUACUAUGUCCGCAGCCUCUGGUCAUCUCCUGUACUAUGUCCGCAGUCUCUGGUCAUCUCCUGUACUGUGUCCGCAGUCUCUGGUCAUCUCCUGUACUAUGUCCGCAGUCUCUGGUCAUCUCCUGUACUGUGUCCGCAGUCCUCUGGUCAUCUCCUGUACUAUGUCCGCAGUCUCUGGUUAUCUCCUGUAGUAUGUCCGCAGCCUCUG